ACCUGGGCACCUCCAGUCCUGGUGCUGCUGGGGGUGCUGGCGAUGGUGGCGAGGAUGGCCCUGGAAGCAGCGCCUGUGUCCCGCCUGAGGAGCCGCCGGGAUGCCCUUCUGCGCAAAGGAGUCAGCUUCGAAUGCCAGAACGAGGAGGAGGAGGAGGAAGGAGACAACUCUGUCUCCGAGGACCUGGGUUGUCGACGCGGAGAGUUCAGCAGAAAGCAUUAUGGAUCAGUAGAGCUGCUUAUUUCCAGUGAUGCUGAUGGAGCUAUCCAAAGAGCUGGCCGCUUCCGGGUGGAAAAUGGCUCUGUCGAUGAGAAUACAGAUUAUGCCCCUGGUACAUGGCACCGAACAGAUGUGCACUUGGAAAACCCAGAGUACCAUACCAGAUGGUACUUCAAAUAUUUUCUAGGAAAAGUUCACCAGAACUAUGUAGGAACCGAUGCAGAGAAGAACCCUUUCUUUCUGUCUGUUGUGCUUUCCGACCAAAACAAUCAGCGUGUUCCUCAGUACCGUGCGAUCCUCUGGAGAAAAACAGGUACUCAGAAAAUAUGCCUCCCUUACAGUCCUACAAAAACAUUGUCCGUGAAAUCUAUUUUAAGUGCCAUGAAUCUUGACAAAUUUGAGAAAGGACCUAGAGAAAUUCUUCACCCAGAAAUUCAAAAGGAUUUAUUGGUUCUUGAAGAACAAGAGGGUUCUGUCAAUUUUAAGUUUGGAAUUCUUUAUGCCAAAGACGGACAGCUAACAGAUGAUGAGAUGUUCAGCAACGAAACCGGGAGCGAAAGCUUUCAGAGGUUGUUGAAUCUCUUAGGGGACACCAUUACGCUGAAGGGCUGGACAGGCUACAGAGGAGGACUGGACACCAAAAAUGACACCACCGGCAUCUGUUCCAUGUACACCGUCUACCAAGGGCAUGAGAUAAUGUUCCAUGUUUCGACCAUGCUUCCAUAUUCCAAGGAGAACAAACAGCAAGUAGAAAGGAAACGGCACAUUGGGAAUGAUAUCGUCACCAUCGUGUUCCAGGAAGGGGAAGAAUCUUCGCCAGCCUUUAAGCCAUCCAUGAUCCGCUCUCACUUUACACAUAUUUUUGCCUUGGUGAGAUAUAAUAAGCAAAACGAUAGUUACAGGCUGAAAAUUUUUUCAGAAGAGAGCGUACCUCUCUUUGGACCUCCGCUUCCAUCCCCGCCAGUGUUUACGGACCACCAGGAAUUCAGGGACUUUCUGCUGGUGAAAUUAAUAAAUGGAGAGAAGGCCACUUUGGAAACCCCAACGUUCGCUCAGAAGCGGCAGCGCACUUUGGACAUGUUGAUUCGCUCCUUAUACCAGGACCUCAUGCCUGACAUGCACAAGAACAUGCUCAACAGGAGAUCCUUCAGUGACGUCUUACCCGAAUCCCCCAAAUCAGCCCGGAAGAAAGAAGAGGCUCGCCAAGCUGAAUUUGUCCGUCUUGGCCAGGCGCUCAAACUCAAAACGAUUGUGAGAGGCGAUGCCCCUGCUAUUCUGGCAACCACCAGCUUUUGUAAAAAAGAGCCCUGGGAGUCCCAGUGUUUCUGCAGCAAUUUCCCCCAUGAUGUCGUCUGUGCAGAUUCCUGGGGCCAGUCACUCCUUGUUUCCACAGAUGUCGGUGUCCUACUCUUAGACGAUGGGCAGCCUUCCACUCCAGUGUUUGAUAAAACUUUACAAAUCAAGCAGAUGCACAUACUAGAGACUUUAGACCUUCUGAUUGCAAGAGCAGACAAAGGGAAGGAUUCCCGCCUCCUUGUCUUCAGGCUGAGUGCUGUGCAGAAAGGCAUUGAAGCCAAGCAAAUCAAGACCAAAUGCGAUUGUCGAGAAAACAAACUGGAGAAAACAAAAGGCUGCCAUUUGUAUGCCAUCAAUACCCACCACAGCAGUGAACUGCGGAUUGUUGCGGCAAUCCGCAACAAGUUGCUCCUCAUCACCAGGAAGUUCUGGCAGUGGGAAGGUCUGAACAGUGCCCCCAUGAUGUCACCUCAAUCGGAGUCCCCUGUGGAGGAAUUCCAGUACAUCCGGGAGAUCUGCUUGUCUGAUGUUCCAGCCGUCAUGACGUUGGUGGACGGACCCACAGGAGAGAAUGACAACCUGAUCUGCGUCGCCUACCGACACCAGUUUGACUUGGUCAAUGAGAGCACGGGGGAAACCUACCGGUUACAUCAAGUUGAAUCAAGCAGGGUUAAUUUUGUUGCAGCUAUUGAUGUGUACGAAGAUGGAGAAGCCGGUCUCCUCUUGUGUUAUAACUAUGUCUGCUACUACCGCAAAGUGUGCCCCUUCAAUGGGGGUUCAUUUCUGGUCCAGCCAUCAGCAUCUGACUUCCAUUUCAGCUGGAAUCAAGUUCCUUAUGCUAUUGUUUGCGCUUUCCCUUACAUUUUGGCCUUUACCACCGAUUCCAUUGAGAUCCGAUUAGUGGUGAAUGGAAACCUCGUUCACACAGCUGUGGUUCCUGCACUUCAGCUGGUGGCAUCAAGGUCAGAUAUCUACUUCAGAGCUGCAACAGCUGUGAGUGAACCAUCCAACAGCAGCUCAAAGGAGACCAGUUCCCCCAGUUCCCCCCAGACGCCAUCAGUUCAUGAAAUUCCUGUUUUCUCUCCUUCUGCAGCUGAAGGUGAAGCGCUGUGUAAGAACAUCUACAAAAUCCCACUGAGCAACCUGGUUGGCAGAAGUGUUGAACGACCACUUAAGUCCCCUCUGGUUCCCAAAGUCAUCACCACACCAACAUCCACAGGCGGCAUCCCUAUGGCUCCAUCCCUACCAUUGUCGCGCAUAGAGAUCAAAGAGAUUGCUAGCAGAACACGCAAAGAAUUACUCGGGCUUCUAGAGUCUGUUCCCAAGACAGAAGGAGGGCAGAAGCAGAAGAAGCCUCCGCCAAAACAGUCAGACCCCAAGCAGGGAACUGUACGGUCGACAAGCAGUGACAGGCUGGUUGAAAGCUCUCUCGAAAGUGCUUCUGAAGAUCGGCACUUCUCUACCAGUUCAGAUCCCGACACAGCCCCCCGGGACGAGAGUCCCCCUUCUGGCAACCUCUUUCAACUAGGGGCUUCCUUUGACGAAGACACCAUUGACUUGAAAUAAGAACAGAGAUACUACACUUGCACACAUCUGUCCUCGGCCCUCCCUCCCUCCAGUUUACCCCCCUUUUCCUAUUUUGUACGACUCUUUAAAACAGUCUUUAAAACAGUCUAGGAAAUCACACCACACUUUCUAGUAAUCCUGGAAGUAGAAAAUACUAGGCGAUCAAACUUGGGAAUGCCCAGCAUUUCUAACCCUUUGAAUUUUGGGGCCCUGGCGGGCGGGAGGGCAUCAAGAGGUAUGCUUCAUUGUAUUUUUCGUGGUGAAAUUGUACACUUGUGGCCCAGUUAAAGCACUUUAGCUGAUGGAUCAAAUGAGUUUUAACCCAUUGGUUGGUUAAAUCCCUAUAUCUUUGAAUGUUACCCAGACAUUUGCUGGGGGAUGGAAGAAAGAGCUGUCCAAAAGUCAGGAGAGUCUUCUCUUUCCCCCGCUGCACCCCAAAUCAACCACCAACAGCAGCCUCUGUAUUGGAGCAGAAUGUGAGGCAGAGACCAAGUGGCCUCGGAGCAUGAUCCGGAUGACCCAAGGAAGGCGGAAAUGCUACAGAGCACCCAUAUGGUAUGCCAGGAAGACUUCAGAAGCAGGAUGGAAAUAGACCAAAGGAGUAUUCUGGUUCUCGGUCUGCUGAAGGUUAUAACCACUGCAUCUCCCUCUUUGUUUUCUCAUCCAAAGGCUCUAACAGAGACCAAGUCAUGAUCUCUGUACAAGAAGGAAGGGAGGGGGGCAAAAAGUAUUAAGAUGGCACCUGCAGUUUUAUUAAGUCCUGCUUGUGGGUUUGCUAAGAAGGAACUUUCCGGACAAACUGGAUGCUGGACUAGAUAUGCCAUUGGUCCCUUUUACCUUAUGAUAAGUUUAAUUUUUGGAAAAAAUGUGUUAACCAAUGAAUUGUGGGCACCUUCUCAGCUGAUUACGAAAGAAAGUUGUUGUGCUUAUCUAACAAUUUAAUUGCAUUGAGGUUGCAUUCUGUUAGAAUAACCGUCUUUUCCUCUUCUAUCUACUGUAGCAGAUUUCCAGUAGCAGUUUUCUUGAAGUGAAGCCUUUUUUAAAAAAUCCAUUCAGUGUUCAUUUUCCUUACCCCAGUCUGCACUGUUUGUAGUGAUGGCACAGAUGUUAAUGGUAAAAAAACAAAACAAUACUUCCUUGUUUUUAUUACAGAAAAUGUUAGGCACAAUAGGAUGUUUGUACAGCAAAGAUGUCUUGUUUCUCCAUUCCGUCCCACCCCACAAAAAAAGGUGCAGGCUGAAGCAUAACUGGCUUUGGCCGACUGAGCUUCCCUCAUUUCCGUCCUGAGACUGUUAAUCCGUUUGCCGGAGAGCUAAAAAGCAGAGCUGGGGACAUCAGGUAAGAUCCGGUGUGUCUUGGCCUCUCCGGCCAAGGAGCCAGUUGAUAGUUUUUGCAGAGAGCUGAAAGAGGGGAAGAUGUCUUCGCCUCUGCUAAAUGAGCCUUGCAGGUUUUUCCUCUUUCAGUAGCCUGCUAAACCUAUUUAACCAAAGGUGAGGUUGGAGCAAAAAAUGUAUGCUUGACCCUAUUGGAUGGCCAGUUUCUCUUAAGUCACUUUCCCCCCUCUUUCUGGUAUUGUUUUUUUUUUCUAUGAAGAAAGUGAAGAUAUAGGUAGAAAGCUGGCCCAGCAAGAGAGAGACUUUGCUAGAACUGUGAGAAGCUAGCUUUUCACCUGCAGAAUAGACAGGCUCCAGCACACGAGUAGCAUUGAACCCCAACACCUUUUGUCCAUCUCCCCUUGGGUUCAAAUCUUCCCCCUUCUGAAGUUGCAGACAGAAUUGCUACUUAUUUUUAUAACUACGGAUCAAAGUAGUUUAUUGUCAAGUGGUUCUGUCUGCUUCUGGAGAUGCGUCUUUUAUUUAUUUAGCUGCAUGCAUGCACCCUGUUGACCAAUGAAGCAAUACUUUUAAGAACAGAAAUGACUUGUCUUUGUCACUAAGCAAGGCUUUUCCUAUGGGAGUGCCAUACCAAGCAGAACGGUAUUUCUCAUUUCUAAAAAAGGGUCAUGUUCCUCACUCUUAUGAGCAAAGGGUGAUUUUUUGUUUGUUUGUUUUAAAGAUGAAGGCAGUGUUUGCUUUGAGAUUAGAAGGAAGGUGGUCUAAGAAGGGAUUCUCAAGGGGCAAGGAACUGUGACGCAGUUCGUGGCCCUUGCUUACGGAUCCCAUUUUCCACCUUCCGUUUUCCUACCUCCUUUGCCCACCGUAAUUCCAUGAAUCCAAUCCCUCCAUCCCUUCUGUUAACGCAAUUGCCUUAUUUUUGCCAGUAGGACAGAGCAUUCAAUCUCUUCUAGAAGGAAUGAUUGUACUGAAUAAUCCAUUUGAUGUUAUGCCCAAUGCCAAGGAACCAGGGCAUCUAAUACACAGAGGCUGUAUUAGAUCGCUGGAUUCACUUUUGUUCAACGUUUCUCAUUUAACGCAAGAGGAUUGAACAACCGGCCAAGAGAGACUUAACAGGUGCUGUUCCAACAAAUGUGAAACAAAAAGAAAUCAAGCCACGUUCUGGCAAAUGUAGCACUCUUUUUGUGUGGGGAAAGAGGCAAGACAGUAUAUGGGUUCAAGAGGCAGCUUGUUCAUUUGUUGUCUUUCCCUUUGUGGCCUUUCAGGGGGUCUGUAAAAGCUGGCCCACCUGCCUGGAAGAUGGGGCUAUCAUAAUCCACAACCCCCUUUCUUUGGCGUUUGGGCUCCUGGUGGUGAUGAAUGAUAGGCUAUGGUAUGGUUGACCAAAAUGCAUACUAGGCUUGGGGAUAAGCUGGAGAAGAGCAGAACCUGGAGCAUUUAGGGGACAGAGAAUCCUGUGCUAAGGAGCAGGAUUGCUAAGGUGAUGGGAGUUGUAACCCAAUCCAUCUGGAAGUACCCCAGGUUGAAGAAGUCUUGGAAUCAGAUAUAUACCAGCUGUAGUAACUGCGAGGGCAUAUGUUGUUAGCAGCUGGCCAUUUAGGGUGACGUUUUCCAUCUGUCAUUGGUGAUACUCCAUGAAUGCUUGAUCUGACCUUUGGGUGUCUGUGUGUCAUUUUGGGGUGUUCUCUGGUUCCUUUUUCUGAGAUUGCAAAUGACAAUGAUAGUAAAUAAUAAUGACUGAA
This is a messenger RNA of Sceloporus undulatus (fence lizard), 6157 nucleotides long. It is a transcript of the gene GARNL3, whose product is annotated as GTPase activating Rap/RanGAP domain like 3. The transcript is spliced from 29 exons. Gene Ontology annotation, cellular component: cytoplasm. Gene Ontology annotation, molecular function: GTPase activator activity. The record is from RefSeq and is a predicted model, not a curated record. NCBI's taxonomy places the organism in Eukaryota, Metazoa, Chordata, Lepidosauria, Squamata, Phrynosomatidae. The coding region runs from base 43 to 3081 and encodes 1012 amino acids. Gene Ontology annotation, biological process: regulation of small GTPase mediated signal transduction; activation of GTPase activity.